GCUCAAAUUCAAAUCAAAAUCUGAAAUCAUUUCGAAAUUUUAAUAAAUCGCCCUGCGCUAAUAAAGAAAUGUGGUUUAAUUAGUAAAAGUGCCGCAGUUAAAUAUUGCAGACCGUUUCGAUUUGUUUCUCUCGAUUAGCGUGACAUUUUAUCAUUAACAAGAAAAUAGUCAAAACAACAUCCAACGUGGACCAAUAAAAUGGACACAAGUCCGAUCUGUCACCUGUCGCUGUUUCCUAACCUGAAACCCACUAGAGUGCAGAACAAUGUUCGAUGAAUUACGUGUCCCCUAAACGAAAAUGUUCAAAUAUCUCAGUGUUUUUGUAAUAAUUGGAUUUAUUUUUUUCAUCCAGUGUAGCAAAAAUGAAGACAAUGAUGUUUUUGUUCCAACCAAAGAGUGGCAAACGGUUAGAAAAGGAUUAGGUGGAAGGCACCCGGAACCUUACUACGGCCGGCUCAUUGGACCUUUGCAGGAGUUCGCCCAUGGAAUAAAGGGAACUGUUUAUGCCGUGGACGAAAGCACGAUUUUCAUAAAGGGAUUCUCGUAUGAUGGAACAGGACCUGAUGCGUUUUUCUGGAUUGGAAACUCGCCAAGACCGAGUCCGGAGGGCAUUAUUAUUCCGUAUCCGGAGAAUUAUGCGGGAAGGGAGCCUCCGGUAUUACGAGCUUACAACAACACGAACAUAAUCCUAAGACUGCCGAUGGGUAAAAGAAUUAGAGAUAUCCGAUGGCUGUCCGUGUGGUGCCGGCGCUUUACGGUCGAUUUCGGCGAAGUUUUCAUCCCUCCAAACUUAGAAGUACCCAAGCCUCGAGUUCUUCCGGAAUUCAAACGACUGGCUCACGGCCUGCGCUCAGACAAUAUUAGCAUUUUAGAUGCCAAAACUUUUUACAUUCCGAAUUUGCACUACGACGGGGCUGGACCCGACGCCUACUUCUGGGUGGGCAACGGCAGCGAGCCCUCGCCCUUCGGCAUCAAGGUGCCCAACGAGAUGGGCUCGCUGGACCCGCUGCGGGGCUACCAGGGCGAGGACAUCGAGAUCCAGCUCCCGGGGUCCAUCACGGUCUACGACAUCGACUGGCUGGCCGUCUGGUGCGUGCAAUACCGGCACAACUUCGGACACGUCAUCAUCCCCAAAGACCUGGACGUGCCGCCGGCCCUCGGCCAGACCAAGAUCUCGCCGCCCUGGUGGUACAAUCCCACGAGCACUUCAAAGCCGUCAAGUCCUGCGAAUUGUCAAGAGUUCUUAGACAAACGGCUACAAGUACGGUGGGAAAUGAGAGGAGAUUACGUUCAAAUCACACUGGCAGCGAAAAUCCGUGAAGAUCAAUACGUCGCGUUUGGACUCUCGGGGGCUCCCACCAAGUCGCAAAUGGUCGGCGGAGACGUGACGGUCGCUUUCUACGACACGAACUCUCGAACUUUCAAAGCUGUGGAUUACUACAUGUCCACAACGGCCCAAUGUGACGGCAAGUCUGGCGUUUGUCCCGACGAACGCAUCGGCGGCCGAAACGACGUCACCCUGGUCUCAGGCGACCGCAAAAACGGCAUCACCACCAUCACCUACAUGAGACCGCUCCAAACCAACGAAGCCGUCAACGACAGGCCCAUACCCAGCCAGGGGAACAUCAGCGUGAUCGCCGCCUUCGGGCCCCUCAACUCCCGCAAGGAGGCCAACGCUCAUUCCAUAAGAGACAAGACGGAAGGCGAUUACAUGAUCGAUUUCAGCGACGUCGACCACAACAUGUGCAGCGGCGAUUUGGACGAGUUGGACGACGAGGACGAGAUCAAGCCCUGGCCGCCGGCCAAGAUCACAGGGGAAAGCACCUUCACGGCGAAAAUCGGGCCAACGGGCGGCAAGCGGGGCUACACAGCCAUCACGGGGCAGCCUUCCUGGGGCAUCGCCUGGUACAUCAAUGACCUCCUAAUCCCCGAAAUAACCGUAGAACGCGGCCAAACCUACACCUUCAUAGUCGAAGGGGGUAGUGAUAGCAGCAAUCCGGCGCGAUACCACCCUUUCUACAUCACCGACUCGGUGGAGGGCGGUUUUGGCCAAAAAAGCGAAGAGGAGAAGCGCCAGCAAAAAGUCUAUGCUGGGGUCGAAUACGACCGUGAAGGCUACCCCUAUCCCACAGCCUCAGGGAGGUACUGCGAGCUGGCACACAAGAGCAUAGACAAGUCGGCCGAGUCGGAGACCUUCGAGGAGUAUUUGGACACGCUGAGGCUGGAGUGCGACCAGGGAGAGCCGGGGUAUCUGAACUGGACGGUGCCGAUGGACGCUCCCGAUCUGCUCUACUAUCAAUGCUAUACGCAUAAUAAUCUAGGUUGGAAGAUACACGUGGUCAAUCCAGGGGCGUCGCAGAGCAACGGGGAGGCGCCGUCUAGGAGCGUCUCGAUAAUUGCACUUGCUGCUAUCUGUCUACUGACGGUUUCAGCCAUCACAAUACAUUCUCGUGGCCGUAUUUUCUAACGUUUUGAUGAAAAUCGCGACAAUAAUUUUAUAUGAUGUUGACUGAUUAAGUAUUUCUGUGACGAGACAAUAACUUUAUCUUCUAAUAAUGCGUCCAUAUCAGCUAAAUAUCGUGGUGCAAUUGACAGUUCCAAAAACGUAACUCUUCUUUUUUGUUUAUUAAAGGUUCUACAAUAACAUAUCUGGUUCUGACGCCAAAAGACAUGGAUUUCCGAUUGUUUGUUGGGUUUGUUUUCGUUGGUCAUUUUGAGUCUGGAAAGAAUUUUGAAGCUCACAUUCUACAGAGAAUUUAAAAAAAGAUAAUUGAGAAAAAAAUCCGAAGAGAAUCAAGUAUACGUUGAUUUUUUUUAUUUUAAAACAACGAUGGAAAAUUUAAAAAGAAAGAUUAUAAAAGAAAUAUUCAGACUCGGAGAAGUCAGAGGUACUGGAGAGAAUCUUUUAAAGCUCAAAACCCUUAUUUCUUCUCUAAAGAAAGUUUUGAGAAAGAAAUUAAUAUUGAAGAUCAAUUUUAAACUCUUAAGGAAAAAAAAAGGAAAAGAAAUUAAGAGUAUAAAAAUAAAGUAAAUGUUGAAAUUUGAGAAAUAUAGAUCAUAGAACAAACAAUCAAAGAGUCAGACACUGGAGAGAAUCUCAAUUUCUUUAUUUCCUUUCUACAGAGAGUUUUAUAAGAAAAGACUUUGAGGUUUGUUGAAAUCUACUUUUUCUAAAUAAAAUUUUGUCUUAAAAAGCUAACUAAAUUUCGAAUAACAAACUGCAAAUCUGCAAAAAAAAAUUAUUAAAAAGUUUAAGGGAAAAAUAACGCCAUUUUAGUGAUUUUUUAGUUUUUUUUUUUAACAGAAUUUUGUGUAAUAAUGUUGCGUUUCUGGUUUAAAAACGUCUUAAAGCAAUCUCAGAAAGAUAAUACUUUUUCUGAACUUUGAAACGCGCCUAUACAUGCUCAAAAAAGGUGUCACAACAAAUAAAAUUCAAUAAGUCAGUGUCUUACUACAAUAAACAAUACGGAAAAACAAAAACUUAACUUUGGAAUAAAAUUUUAAAAUAAUUACAUUAAAAAUCUUACGAAACACCUAACAAUCUUGGAGUCUGAUCUACUUGAAGGAGUAAGGGUUUGGGUGAAAUGUCUUGAGAAAAACGCAAAUUUUAAGAAAAAAUCAAGAUUAAGACAAACAGCUGGAGAUUUCGUGACUUUUCGCUUACAAUUUAUCAAGUCCUCAAAUAACCCUUGACAGCUGUUGAAGUGUUAAAACUGGGAUACCUGUAUGAAGCAUAUCGGAAACCCUUACCAAAGAAUUAUUUAAUUUGUUUGCUGAUUUCGAGGCAAGGGACACGCAUGAAAAAAGGAACCAAGAAAAUUAUCGUGCAAACAUAUCAAAGACUUUGUAGAAUCUUUCCUUUGUAGGUUUUUCUCCUAAUUUUGUGUUUUUUGAAUCAGUGGUGAAAGGAUUGUCAAGAGAAGUACAUCACUGUUUCGCGUAUUUUUUGCUAGAGUACUAGUAGAUUGAAAUUUUUGUUGAUUAUGUAGAAGAGUGGUUGCAAAGUCUUACCCAAAUCUAAAAAUAAUUGCCCGCAAUUGUCAUCUCUUGGGCUUUUUAAUGAAAUAAAAUUGUGUCUGCUUGCCAAUCCUCGCCAUAUAAUUUAAUUUUGCAGUUACGUUUUUGGAAGAAAAAAUCGGUGUUAAGUGGACUUUAAUUUUGGAUUGAUUAAAGUCAAUAUACCUACAUAUACAAAACAAGCGACAAUAAUUAUUGUACUGUAUCUACCUAUAAGAAUAUGUGCACAAAUUUAACGAUAAUUUCUGAAUACUUGUAAUAUAUAGUGAGCUAAUUCUAAGGCUGUUUUCGCUGACAAUAACAGUUAUUUUGUAACAUUUAUUACAUAUUUUAAAUUGAUGGUGUUCAAAAUAGGUAUGUUUCACACAUAUCCAUUCAAUUUAUGACAAUAACAUAAUAGUGUAGGUAUCUGUAUUUCACUGGAUGUUCACACGAUCAAAAAACCAGACAAUAAACGAAUUACAACGGAAACGACCAAAAAACUUAAAGUUUUUGGCAAGUGAACUAAAAGCGUCAAUUACAUAAAAUAAUGUCGCAAUUAUUGAUGCUAAAAUCAUUGUUGUUUUAUUUAUCGUAAAUCGGCUUGAUAUAUGCAUGUUGGAGUGACUUGACAAUAAUUGUAAAUAAUCGCAUUUUCGAUUUAAAAUAUUUGACCGUGUGAUCUGUACUUAUACAAAUAUUUAGGAUACUCCAUAUCAAAUGUUAAUUUUGACUCUUUAUUUACUAGUUGUUAUACAUUUUUAUAUUUUAAAACAAUGUAGUUAUUACUAGAAUAGCAAACGUUUAUAUACUGCGCAUUUAGGUGUUUUAAAUGGUCUUUCAGUGUUUUUAUUCGACUUGAAUUCUCGUCGUAGUUUGGAUUUUUUGAACGCAUCUCAUACUUAACUGCUUGUGUCGUGGUUGAUACGAGCAGCCGUUAGGCUUUAAGUAAUUACGCAAUUCAAAGGAAUUAAGUUAUUGGAGUGCCUUUUGUAAGAAAUAUUUUUCACUUUGUAAAACAAUAGUUCAUUUGGAUUUCUCAUUGACUCCAUUAUUAGAUCGUCCUAUAAAUGUACGCUAGUUAUCAAAUUUUAUUUAAAUAAAUUUACUGUGAAAUAAAAAA
Messenger RNA from Tribolium castaneum (red flour beetle), 5119 nucleotides. RefSeq lists its product as uncharacterized. The transcript has 9 exons. Bases 299 to 2467 code for a protein of 722 amino acids. The record is from RefSeq and is a predicted model, not a curated record. NCBI's taxonomy places the organism in Eukaryota, Metazoa, Arthropoda, Insecta, Coleoptera, Tenebrionidae.